CAGCCCAGUAUCCACUGUGACACAGACUCCUCUGCUCGCUCCAUCCAUCCUGAAGCUACAUGUACUCUGUCCUAGAAUCCCCAAUGGAAAUCAGGCACGGAAGCUUCCACAGAAGCCUGAGUUCCUCCUCACAGGUCUUGACACACGGCAAUGGCAGGUCCCUGUUUAGGAAGGGGGGCUUGCACCGCCUUGGGCCUGCACCCAGUGUCUAUGGGGGGGCUGGAGGCCACGGCACCCGCAUCUCAACCUCCAGAGGCACGGUGAGCUAUGGGAGCCAACUCACCAGUGGGGACCUGUUUGUUGGCAAUGAGAAAAUGGUCAUGCAGAGCCUAAAUGACCGUCUAGCAAGCUACCUAGAAAAAGUGCAGGCCCUGGAGCUGUCCAAUUCUAAGCUUGAAGUGCAGAUCAAGCAGUGGUAUGAAACAAACUCUCCCAGAAUCGAUGGAGACUACACUGCAUAUUACAAACAAAUCGAAGAGCUGCAAAAUCAGAUUAAAGAUGCUCAACUGAAAAAUGCUCGAUGUAUCCUGCAAAUUGAUAAUGCUAAACUGGCUGCUGAGGACUUCAGGCUGAAGUAUGAGACUGAGAGGGCAUUACGAGUAACAGUGGAGGCCGAUCUCGCAGGCCUGAGUAAGGUCUUUGAUGAUCUAACCCUACGCAAGACAGACUUGGAGUUGCAAAUUGAAGAACUGAGUAAAGACCUGGUUCUCCUUAAAAAGGAACAUGAGGAGGAAGUCAUUGCCCUGCGCAAGCAUCUGGGCAACACUGUCAACGUGGAGGUGGAUGCUGCUCCAGGCCUCGACCUCAGCACCAUCAUGAACGAAAUGAGGCAGAAAUAUGAAGACAUGGCCCAGAAGAACCUUCAAGAGGCCAAAGAACAAUUUGAGAGACAGACUGCAGCUCUGCAGCAACAAGUCACAGUGAGCACUGAAGAAAUAAAAGGAACUGAGGUUCAACUAAAGGAGCUGAGACGCACCUACCAGAGCCUGGAGCUAGACCUCCAGUCCCAUCUCAGUAUGAAAGAAUCUUUGGAGCACACAUUAGAGGAGACCAACGCUCGUUACGCUGGCCAAUUGGCAACCAUCCAGGCACUGCUAAGCUCCCUAGAAGCCCAGCUGCUGCAGAUUCGAACUGACACGGAACGCCAGAGCAAUGAAUACAGCAUUCUUCUUGACAUAAAGACCAGGCUUGAGCAGGAAAUUGCUACGUACCGCCGCCUUUUGGAAGGAGAGGCUGUAAAGACUUCAGAAUAUCAGUUAAGCACCCUGGAAGAGAAAGAUGUCAAGAAAACCAGGAAGAUUAAGACUGUGGUGCAAGAAGUAGUGGACGGCAAGGUUGUGUCAUCUGAAGUCAAAGAGGUGGAAGAAACUAUAUAAACAGCUGCCAGAAGGAGAUGCUGCUGAGAGCACUGUGGCUAUAAUUUUUGCUCCCUAAAAGAAAGCAGCCAUUUGAAAGCCCUGUUAAUGCUUUGUAGUGAUUAGAAAUGGGAAUUUAUCAGUCUCUGUAAUUUAAUAUAAUGUUUUACUCAGAGGAGCAACAAAUUGCCUGCAAAAUGAAAUCCAACAGAGCACUAGGGUAUUUAAAACAUCAUUACUGCCAUCUUUACCGUGAAGCAUAUUAAUUACAAGCUAUAUUUUUUUUAUAUAGACCAGCUAACAUCAAUGUAUAGGUAAUGUUCCUGAAAAUUACAUUA
Loxodonta africana (African savanna elephant) is the source of this 1693-nucleotide messenger RNA. It is a transcript of the gene KRT20, whose product is annotated as keratin 20. NCBI's taxonomy places the organism in Eukaryota, Metazoa, Chordata, Mammalia, Proboscidea, Elephantidae. The transcript is spliced from 8 exons. Gene Ontology annotation, molecular function: structural molecule activity. The record is from RefSeq and is a predicted model, not a curated record. Gene Ontology annotation, biological process: epithelial cell differentiation; intermediate filament organization. Gene Ontology annotation, cellular component: cytoskeleton. Bases 60 to 1376 code for a protein of 438 amino acids.